GAAGAUUAUCUACCGGAAAUUACACAAUGUUUUCGUUCUGAACAAGCACAUGUCGUCGUAAAUAUGUCAAAAGAUACAGUAGAAGGGCAGUUUGAUGAUGCUGACAUUGUAAGCUAUACAAGUUCAUCUGAUAACAAAUUAACAGAAACAGACAUAGUAAUUAAAGAUGAAGAUUGGGAUGACUAUGAUGACAAUGAUGAUGAUAGUGAUUUAUAUGACUGGUAUGGAGAAACCGGAGAUUUCACAAAGAAAUACAAUGCAGCAGUAUUAAAUAGUCAACAGCCAAAUGCAUCCAGAAAUAAGCAAGUAAAGACAAAUGCUACAAAGAACUUCCAGCCAGUAGAAAAGACAAUGAAAAAAUAUGUGGAUAAGAUAAAUGUUGAGAAAUAUGCAGGACCACAACUGUCCAACAAAGCCAUGUCAGCAUUAGUAGAAAAAGGAAGGAAAAUGGACAAUGAUAGAUACAGGGGAAAAGACAAAGCUGACCGAGCUACUGCAGAGCAGGUUAUGGACAAGAGAACACGUUUAAUUCUCUUCAAGUUUCUAAGUAAAGGUAUUAUAUCAGAGAUCAAUGGUUGUAUCAGCACAGGAAAAGAGGCCAAUGUCUACCAUGCUACAGGCGUAGAUCAGGAUAUGGCUGUUAAGGUCUAUAAAACAUCAAUAUUGGUUUUCAAAGACAGGGACAAAUAUGUAUCGGGGGAAUUCAGGUUUAGACACGGUUACUGUAAACACAAUCCAAGGAAGAUGGUACAGACUUGGGCUGAGAAAGAAAUGAGAAAUCUCAUCAGAAUACAUCAAGCUGGUAUUUUAUGUCCAGAACCAAUCCUACUAAAGAGCCAUGUUUUGGUUAUGAGAUUUAUAGGUACAGAUGGCUGGCCAGCACCUCUAUUAAAAGACAGCGACAUCUCAGAAUCUAAGGCUAGAGAGUUGUAUUUAGAGUGUAUACAUAUGGUUAGAACUUUAUAUCACCAAUGUAAACUUAUCCAUGCUGAUCUAAGUGAAUUCAAUAUGUUAUAUCAUAAUGGUAAUAUUUAUGUGAUAGAUGUUUCUCAGUCAGUAGAACAUGAUCAUGUCCAUGCUUUAGAGUUCCUCAGGAAGGAUUGUACUAAUAUUACAGAUUUUUUUAGAAAGAAGGGUGUAUGUACAUUGACAGUAAAAGAAUUAUUUGAUUUUGUAACUGACAUUACAAUUAAUGAAGAUAACAUUGACCAUUAUUUGGAAGAAGCUAUGACCUUGACCUCUACUAGAUCUCAUGAUGAAGUCACAGAUCAACAAAAAAUAGAUGAACAGGUUUUCAAGAAUUCUUAUAUUCCUCGUACACUGGAUGAGGUCAUUGAUUAUGAAAGAGACAUCAUAAAGGCAAAGAGAGGAGACUCUAAUAAUCUGUUGUAUCAAACUGUAACAGGAUUAAAGACAGAUUUGACUGGGCCACAACAGACACCAAAAUUAUUAGAAAAUACUGAUGACUGUAACAGGUUACAAGAAGACAUAGAAAGUAACAAGGAUAGUGCUUCUGAUAGUGAUACAGAGUCGUCAGAUAGUGAGAAUGAAGAUCAGGGUGAAUCUAGUAAUAAAACCAAAUCUUAUAGACCUAGAGAGGAAUCACCUGAUAGUAAAAGGGAAAGGAAAAAGAUAAUUAAAGAAGAACAAAGAGAAAAAAGGAAAAAUAAAAUUCCUAAACAUGUGAAGAAAAGAAAAGAAAAAAGUGGCAGCAAAAAUACAAAGAAAGGGAAAACUUGAUUCUUCAAAUUAUAAAUUAUUUUGUCAUAUUACUGAAGAUUGACUGAUAAAGUGCUUGUGUUGGCCAAAAAUCUCAUGGAAAUUAUGAAUAUUAUUGAUAUUAAAAUUUGAAAAGAAUUGUUUAUGAAAUAGAUGAUCAUAUAAGUUUUCAAUAAAUGCUAAAUCCUGUCACACCAAAAAUUAUAAGUGAUAGUAAUGAUAGAAUGUUUUGUGAGUGUGCAUCACUUGGCAUCUGAUGUUUGUUAUGAACUUGUUAAAACUUUCUUUUUUAAAGUAGAAAAAGGACCCCUAGGCUAAAGUAGAAAAAGAACCCCUAGGUUAACUUGAAAAUUAUAAGGGGUCAUAACUCAAAGUUAUUGCUGAUAAAACUGUCACACAGGAACAUUAACUGCAGUGUCUGUAAUCAAAUGGAAUUGGUCUGAUAAAUAUUUUUCUUUAUCUCACUUGGACCUUUGGAACAUAAAGCAUAUAUAUGGUAUCUUUUUGUCAGUUAACUGAAAUCGCUUUUCUAAUUAGAGCUUUUAUAUAAAUUCAUGUUGACCAACCAUUUGUUUGCUCAAGCAUAGUUAUUAGAUUUAUAUCUGAAGACAAUAGAUAGAUGAAGUUAUAGUAAUAUUUAUAACUGUUUCAACAUAAAAGAUGUAAAACCAGACAUAUAGAUUGAAUAAGAAAUUGCAAAUAAAAUAAGAAUUUGGGAGAAUGUAUAUCAAUCACAGUUUUCCCAUCCCCAUUUUAUUGCAACUACAAAUGUAUUUACAACUGGUAACUGUAUAAAAUAUAUAUAUAAUGCAUAGCUGAGAGGGUGAUAGAAAAGUUGUGCUAUUUGAUCUGUUAUACUUCAUGUUAUGUUAUUAUUGUCUUUUAAUAUAUUGAUUUAAGAU
Molecule: messenger RNA, 2621 nt
Organism: Mytilus trossulus (common blue mussel)
Lineage: Eukaryota; Metazoa; Mollusca; Bivalvia; Mytilida; Mytilidae
Product: serine/threonine-protein kinase RIO1-like
Exons: 17
Coding region: 64-1740 (558 amino acids)
Biological process (GO): maturation of SSU-rRNA
Cellular component (GO): preribosome, small subunit precursor; cytosol
Molecular function (GO): protein serine/threonine kinase activity; ATP binding
Source: RefSeq, a predicted model, not a curated record